This is a messenger RNA of Trametes versicolor FP-101664 SS1, 930 nucleotides long. RefSeq lists its product as uncharacterized. The record is from RefSeq and is a predicted model, not a curated record. The transcript has 4 exons. Bases 1 to 930 code for a protein of 309 amino acids. Lineage: Eukaryota; Fungi; Basidiomycota; Agaricomycetes; Polyporales; Polyporaceae.
AUGUCCCCGCUGCAUCAGCCAUCUUGCGUCGCUAUGCGCUGCGGUGCGCUCCCCCUCCCGCUCGAGCUCUUUCUUGCCUUCAAGGACAGCAUCCCCUUCGCAGACCUCCGCACUCACGUAUGCUUUUAUAAGGCCCACCCGCACAUCGCCGCGUUGUACGACGGCGGGGAACACGCGGACCGAUUCUGGCAGCGCGCGUGCUGGUACAGCGGCAUCAGUGCCCUGCAAAAAGACGACAUGCACGACUCCCAGUGCUGGCGCAACAUUGCGAUAGAGGUCGUCGAGCGCGACGGCUUCUGUACGCACCCGCACUGCGGCGAGGCACUCAUAGAAUAUAACCGAGAGCGCAUGGGACGCGCAGCGGAACAUGUAAAGCCGCUCUCUGUGCUCUCCAGAAAGCACGAAGUAGACAUGCAGCCGACCGUGCACCGCGCGCUCGUGCAGACCGCGUUUCGCCCGUUCGACAGCAGCAAAGCCGCCCCCGACUCCAAAUUUGACGAAGAAGCACACCUUCGCCCCGUCGGCACCGGGGCGCGCACCUAUCAGGGAAGCACACUGCUGAAAGACCACCCCCUGAUCGCACGCAGCUUCGCCACAGACGUGCCCGUCGGCGCGCUCCGGGUCGGCCGGAUCGGGGGACACACCGUGCGCGAGGGCACGGUCGCGCGGCCGUUCGGGGUGACGGUGCACGACGUUCUCGCAGCCAUAUACGCAGACCUGGACGUGACGCUCACCUCGGACGCGCUGCUGCACUUCUUGAUGGUGAUGUUCGACAGGCUCCCGGCGGACUGGGCCAUGUGCAUGGCGUCGGAGCGGCUGCGUACGACCCGUGGGCUCCUCGGUGUAAGCCACCUGAGCGAAUAUAUCUACGACGGCUCAGCAGGCGGUGACGGCCCGUGUUUCUCUGUCCGUCUUAAAAGCGGGCCGUAA